Numida meleagris (helmeted guineafowl) is the source of this 3746-nucleotide messenger RNA. It is a transcript of the gene CCDC60, whose product is annotated as coiled-coil domain containing 60. The transcript has 15 exons. NCBI's taxonomy places the organism in Eukaryota, Metazoa, Chordata, Aves, Galliformes, Numididae. The coding region runs from base 210 to 2348 and encodes 712 amino acids. The record is from RefSeq and is a predicted model, not a curated record.
GGAGACGGGGUGGGUUUUAGGUUCCCUGGCAGAGAAGGGUUUGUUGCUGUGGAAGGAGAGCCGGGGUUAGUCAGCGGCUGCUGCUGGGUGUAGGAGGUUGAAAAAGAGGCUUGCCUGGAGGUUUGUGCAGCAGGGCUUUGUUGUCAUGGCAGGGAAAGUAAAGUUUGUAAUAGCAUAAUGAGGACAAGCUGUGCUCCUGUGCUGGAGCAAUGCCGGCGCCAGGUGUGCCCAAAGUCAGCAGAGCUCAGGUGUCUGUGUCAGCAAGCACACAGCUCAGGGCUGCUGUGCUGCCAGAGUCACCCAAGGACGGCGGAACCAUGGUGCCAACAGCUGCCAAAAUGCUGAACCCAAGAGACUUUGUGCGCAUUCAGGCUCUGCCUGCUUCGGCUGAGAGAGAAGGGAAGGUGCUGGCCAGGAGCUGGGCGCUUUACAGGAGCAGCGGGCUGCCACGAGAGCAAGUGUACUGGGAGAACUGGCACAGGAGGGAAAGGCAGCGCAGCCGGGGACUCUUCACCCCCAUCGGGAAGCCCUACCGGGAGCUGGGGGAGCUGCUCUGCGCCGACCCCAAGGAGCUCACCCUGCUCUCUUUGGGACAGCUCGCACAGGUAUCACCAGCUGUGAAAGCUGUGGUAGCUGGGCAUGGUCAACAUAUUGCCGUUUCUGCUGGGGAAAAGAGAGUCAGGAGCAAAGCAGACUGGAAAUUCUGCAUUUCCUAUGGGUGGGAGACUGCUCUGAAGGAACCAGUGGAAAAAGACGUGCAGGAAGAAACACCAAGAGAAGUGGCUGAGGAUACUGCUAAUGAGGGCUCUGUCAGUCCAAAGUCUGAUCCGUUGGAAUCAGUGAAAAGACUCACCUCCCUUAAAGAACCAGGAAAGGAGCUGAAGACUCUGAGUAAAACUCUAGCUCGCUUGAGGCUGAAUUUCUGCUGUACGGUGUCUGGAGCAGAAGAUGUUCUUUCAUUAGCUUUAUUGCUAGAAAGCCUUUUUUCAUUAAGGCAUCAUAUCAGUAUUGUGAAGCAAGGUGGGGAAUAUUUUCGUAUACUUCACCAAGAAUCACUGGAGAGGCAGAACACAUUGAAAGCACAAAAGACUCCGGUGACGAGAUGGAGAACUGACUUCCAGCCAUGCAAAUAUUCAUCUGAUGCAGAGGAGUCAGAUGAAGAAAUGAACACUUCUGCUCCAACAGAAAGCAGCUACCUGAAAAAAUCAGGGAAGAAGAAAAAAAGGAUAACCUUACGGUCUUUCACUCCCAUUUACAGCAGUGUCCUGAUUCCAAGACCCUCUGAAGCACAAAGUGAAUGUCUUUUCCGCCAGCUGUGUGCCAUACACUGGCUUUUAGAAGCUUUGACUCUUGAAUCCAACAGUUCAAUGCAUUCUAUAUUAUCCUGCUGGAGUCUAACGGACCCUGGUGGCUUUAAAAAGUCAGUGAAGGAAAUCGAAGAGGAAAAGUUAGCAACAUACAUGUGGGAGCUCUUUGUUACAAACACGAAGAAAUACAUGCGGAAGGCGCGGCGCAGCCCAUUUAGCAGGAAGGCAAACAAGACAACUGCUCCAGCCAGCUCGCAGCAUAGCAGUCAGUCAUCUCACGGUCAGACCCCGCUCAGCAGUGUAAAUUCCCUUGUGCUUUGCUCUGAAGACCACGUCACCCCGAGUGGAGCUGUGGCCAAUGCUACGGGUGUGUCAGUGCAAACUAAACAACAACAGUUUUCCCCCUCCCCACAGAAGCAGAUCCAGACAAUGCACGUGAAGGGGUCUAAAGGUGUCCAUGGACAAGAAGACAUGCUGAAGAAGACUGGACUGCAGAGCUGCCAUAUCAGCAAUGUCAUUAAAAGCAAAGCUAAUCUGUGUGCUGAUGCGAGGCACAAGUUCAUGGCAAUACGUGAAGAAGCAGCUUGUUGUUUGCAUGAUGCUCUUGAGAGCCUUGAGAGGAGCCAGGAAGAGCGAUGCUAUAAAAAAUACCAGGCUUUGAGACGACUGAAGUAUUUUAAAGAGGACAUGGAAAGAAUAAGACAGCUGGACGUGAGAGCUGAAAAAGAACAUGAUGAAAAUGAACUUAAGUGGUUUCCUGCAUUGCUGGACAGACUGCCAGAGCCUGUGAAGAAUGACCGUUACGUGAAGAGAAUCUUAAAGAAACUGGAAAAAUUUGGCAUGGAUCCUGAUUUAUGCAUUCAUCAAGACACCUUUCUUCAGGCUCUGACUGAUCUCCAGGUGUGGGAGCUGUGCUCUCCAGAAAUUGCUGCUGCUGUGGAGUUUGUACGUGAAAGUGUUGUACAGAUGCCAGAAGAGGAUUUCAGUGAGUGGUUUCAGACAAAAGUAGACCCUCUCCAUGCACAGUCCUCUACCUUUUAAUGAGAUGGCCAACUGAGAUGGUUUUCCAGCUACCACUGUCUGGCUUCAAGCAGAAAGCUACCUCCUGUUGAGAUUUGCAUCAUGGAAGACUGGGGAAGGAGAAUUAUCUUCAGGAAGUCCCACUGACCACUCUUGCACAUCUGAAUUUUGUCCAUGCACCGAGCUCUGCUGGCUGUGGUUGGCCACAGAAAAUAAAAGCUAAAUGAUUUCUUCCUGUAUGACGUCUCGGACUCACCAUCAAACUUCAGUCUCACCUAACCAUUUAGAAUCGUAGAACCAGAGAACCACCAAGGUUGGAAAAGACUUCCAAGAUCGUCCAGUCCAACCGCCCACCUAUCACCACUAUUUCCCACUAAACCAUGUCCCUCAAGACAACAUUUAAAUGUUUCUUGAACUCCUCCAGGGUCAGUGACUCAACCACCUCCCUGGGCAGCGAAUUCCAGCACCUGACCACUCUUUUGGAGAAGUAUUUCCUAAUGUCCAACCUGAAUCUCCAUUGGUGCAACUUGAGGCCAUUCCCUUUAGUCCUAUCUGUAGUUACAUGGGGAUUACAUUUAGGAUGAAGGCUGAACUCCUAGUCCCAGGGCAGGUGACUUCUUCAAACAUUUCUCCAGCAAUGCCUACGUUACAGCAAGCAUCUUCUCAAUGCAGUUAUGCAUAUCACCAUAUCUAAGUAGCACUGACUCUGACUGCUUUUCAUUUUACCUCCCAUUUACAAAAGUAGUUUAAAAAAUAACCCAAACACAGGGUGGUUGUAAGCUUUAAGACAGUUCUUUUUUGCUCUUAUUCUUUUCUGUAAUUUGGUUGUUUUAUUUUCGUCGAGUUUAUUUUGUAGUUAUUCUGUGAUUAUGGCUUAAUUUCUUGCCUUAUUAAAAUCCAUAUUGAAAAGCCAAGAAUCCUUAGACCCAUUUCCCAGGUUUUCACCUGAAGAUAUUCUUUGCACUACUUACUUCAGCAUGUAUUUUCCAUGACUGUCUUGUAGGACACAAUAGAAUGACACAACUCAGAGAUGGUCAUAUUUCAUCAGCUUUAUGAAUCUGUUUGUGCUCAACCAUCUCUUUGACGGUGGGUCACAAUUGCUAGGUGAUGGAAUCAGUGAUCCAAUGACCUUCUAAGCUGAUGAUCCUAAUUAGCUGCUUACCUGCGUGUCAGAGCUUCCUGAGAACCCAUUGGGCACAAGGGCAGUUAAUCCUUCAGCCACAGUAAGUGAAAACAAUGCCAGUUCGGGAUGCAGGUGAGUACUGUGACCACUGGUGUGUAAUAUGCUAUUGAUUAAUGGCCUUCAUGUGUUCCCUUCCUCAUUCUCAUGACAAAAGGUAAAUAUUUUUUCAAGGAAAAGUGUGAAAUCCACAGAUUUCUUUGACUCACAGCUACCAGAAAAAAAAAAAAAAAAAAAAG